UUUCACUGCAUGUUUCUCUCAAGAAAAUGCAACUACAAAACCCCCUCAAUCCCCUCCACAUUCUCCCUCCCUCACAAUCCCGAAAUCAUUUCCAAGUUUUCCUUUUUUUCUCAUUCAGGCAUUUUCACAAACACGUAAAGGACAACUUCAGCUUGCAUUAGCAUUCAUCAAUGGCCAGACCACAACAACGAUACAGAGGUGUUCGCCAAAGACAUUGGGGUUCUUGGGUAUCUGAAAUCCGUCAUCCAUUACUGAAAACAAGAAUUUGGUUAGGGACAUUUGAGACAGCAGAAGAUGCGGCAAGAGCAUAUGAUGAAGCAGCAAGAUUAAUGUGUGGUCCAAGGGCAAGAACUAAUUUCCCUUACAACCCAAACAUGCCGCAAACAUCUUCCUCAAAACUUCUUUCAGCAACUUUAACAGCCAAAUUACAUAAAUGUUACAUGGCUUCACUUCAAAUGGCCAAAAACUCAGCACAAGAACAACACCACCAACCACCUCGAAAAAUUCAAACUUCAUAUGCUCAGACAGCAGUAGCCAAUGUUGGAAAUCAUGUUGCCUAUGAAACAAAACCACAAAUGUUAAUGUCAAAGCCAACAUUUUUAGCACAGCAACAAGAAGCAGCAGCAGGGGUUAAUUGGGAAGUGAUGAAAGUUGAAGCUGUAGAGCACACACCACAGUUUAUUAAUACACUUGAAGAAGACCACAUUGAACAAAUGAUUGAAGAAUUACUUGAUUAUGGCUCCAUUGAACUUUGCUCAGUAGUUCCUUCUCAUCAGUAAUUGUCUUACCAUUUUGCUAAUUUUAACUGCCCAGUCUCUGAGUUGUUUCUUUCUAGGGGAGCCUUAGAGCAGCGGUAAAGUUAUUUCUGUUUGACUUAUGGUUUAAGGGUUCGAGCCGUGAAAACGAUUACUAAUGUUUGCAUUAACACCUUCCGGGCGACCCUUACCCCAAUUCUACGCGAAAUGUUUUGUGCACGAGUUGUCCAAAGUUGUUUCCUUCUUUUAAAAAACAUAGUAUGUACCAUUAGUAGAAAUUAGGACUUAUUAUUUUUUCUAUCUUUUGGUUCCUAGAAUUCUUGUUCUAAGAGAACUAUCUAUUAGUUAGAAGAUGAUGUAUGUACAGUGUAGUAUGUUUACUGCUACCAUUGUUGUGAAAAGAAUUAUUAUUUCUAAUAUAUA
Messenger RNA from Nicotiana tabacum (common tobacco), 1178 nucleotides. RefSeq names its product ethylene-responsive transcription factor ERF003. NCBI's taxonomy places the organism in Eukaryota, Viridiplantae, Streptophyta, Magnoliopsida, Solanales, Solanaceae. Gene Ontology annotation, molecular function: DNA-binding transcription factor activity; DNA binding. Gene Ontology annotation, biological process: regulation of DNA-templated transcription. The record is from RefSeq and is a predicted model, not a curated record.